Messenger RNA from Prorocentrum cordatum, 399 nucleotides. The record is from the annotation of a GenBank genome assembly. Lineage: Eukaryota; Dinophyceae; Prorocentrales; Prorocentraceae.
AUGCAGCCCGCCCGAGGUCGGGGCUUUGCCAGCCCUGAGGCAGACAGGCCGGCUCGGGCAAUGUGCGCCCGUCUAACGGGCUUCGCCCUCCCCUCGGUGUCCUUCAAUUUGAAGCCCCCCCUCUCCUCGAAGACGGCCGCGUGGUACCCUGCACGUGCCUUGCUGUCCUUGUGCAUCCGGAGGCUCCGGCUGCCUCUGGGACCCCUCGAGGCCCGGACCAGCGUGCGCCUGUCUGGCGGGCUUCGCCCUCCCCAGAAGCCGCCUGGACUCGAGGACGGCCGCGUGGUCUCCUGCACGUGCCCUGCUGUCCUUGCGCCUCCGGAGGCCCCCCCGCUGCCUCUGGGGCCCCUCGAGGCCCCGACUUCCGGAGGCCCUCCGGAGGCCUCCGCCUAUCUUUAG